Molecule: messenger RNA, 279 nt
Organism: Notechis scutatus (mainland tiger snake)
Lineage: Eukaryota; Metazoa; Chordata; Lepidosauria; Squamata; Elapidae
Source: RefSeq, a predicted model, not a curated record
CGGGGGCGUUCCCGCGGACGGGCCGUACCGGGCGCCGCCAUGGAGCUGGGCGAGAUGCUCUACAACAAGUCCGAGUACAUCGAGACGGCCUCCGGGAACAAGGUGAGCCGGCAGUCGGUGCUGUGCGGGAGCCAGAACAUCGUGCUGAACGGCAAGACCAUCGUCAUGAACGACUGCAUCAUCCGCGGGGACCUGGCCAACGUGCGCGUCGGGCGGCACUGCGUGGUGAAGAGCCGGAGCGUCAUCCGGCCGCCCUUCAAGAAGUUCAGCAAAGGGUAA